Molecule: messenger RNA, 1380 nt
Organism: Rotaria sp. Silwood1
Lineage: Eukaryota; Metazoa; Rotifera; Eurotatoria; Philodinida; Philodinidae
Source: the annotation of a GenBank genome assembly
AUGGCAACUCAAACUCAAGUUUUAAAACGUGGUGCCGUCCAACCGGCACGUCUUCAUGAUUAUCUGUAUGAUCCUACAUGUACAUUAUCAGGUGUUCGUGAUCAUGCUCGAGAAACAUUUGCAGCAAAAACGACUACAGAACAAUUGCAAGCUGUACCUGUCUAUGAACAUUUAUUCAGUGAUUUACGUCAAUAUCCUCGUUUUGCUUAUCGAAUUCAAUCUCGAGAUCCUGUUCCAGUACAUGUCAAUCGACAAUGGUUAGGACAAGCAGAUGCUCAUCGUGAACAAAUUGCUCUAUCUCGACUUUUUACGGGUAAUGAAGCAUUUGUUGUUCCACCACGAACAUAUGAACAUGUUGAUGUCGGAGGUCGUGAACGUGCAAAAUUCUUUCGUAAACCACUUGUACCUUUUAUGGAAAAUAUUCAACCACUAGUUGUACUUGAUACUGGUCGUUCGACAACAGGUACUUUUGGAGAAUCUGCAAUAAAACCUGUUCCAGGACAUCUGGUUAGUUCAACAAAAUCAGCUAUUCCAUCAGGACAACCAACAACAAAAACACAAGCUAUUCAAACUGAUUAUAUGGAACGUGAAGCUCAAACAGAUCCUUAUACACCUGAAUAUGUUGUUAAACCAGGUGAACAACCUGAAGUAUUAACAUUAGCUACUCUUAUGUAUAAGAAAGGUCUUCCAGCUGGUCUUGCAGAAGUAGAAAUGAUUGAACGUGCACGUGCUAAACGUCAAUGGGAAGCAAGUUUACCACCACUUGAUGAUCCUCAACAAUGGGAAAAACGAUUUAAAAUGAUGAGUGAUAUGGAAAGACAUGAAUGGCUUUUAAGAGAAAAUGAAAUUGAAAAAUUACAAAAUCUUCGUAUAGAAUUAUUAGAAAAAAUGUUGAAAGAUAAUGAAGCUAGUCGAUAUGAUACAUCAAUUGAACGUAUUAAUCGACAAUGGAGUAAAAAACAAAUUGAACGUGAAGAAUUUGUUAAAAAUAAUCGACUUCAUUAUUUACGAGCUAUUCGAGCUUUACUUCGAAAACGAUCACAAAUUGAAACAAAAUAUGUUAAAAAUGAUAUUAUUCGUUCAUAUACAAAAUAUGAUUCAACAGCUUAUGGUCCAUUAACACGAAAUGGUUAUUUUCCAGAUAAACUUACAGAUAAAUAUUUAGUUAAAAGUCGAUUUUUGGAUACAUAUACGGGUUUACUUGAACUUGAAUCAACAUUACCAUCAAAUGCAUUAAAAAUUCGACUUCCAGCACCGAAACGAAUUAGUUCAACUAAAGAUGGACAUCUUAAACGACAAUUUCGACGUGAAAGAGAUUUAAAUAAUAUUUUUAAGGUUAAAAUUUUUAUAAUAUUAUUGAUUCUAAUCUAUAGUUUAUAG